GGACCAGAAUGAUUUCCCUUCAUUGUUUUAAGGUUUCAUUCAAAUAUUCUGCAUGCCAGGAAAAAGGAUAUUUCACUUCUGCUUUUCUCCCUUUGCUGCUGCUGCUAGAAUUUUUUUUUUUCUUUUUUAAACUUAAACUAGAAUGUGGCCAGUGCUUUGGCAUUCUGUGGGAAUUGUUCUACUUGUUCAUCCCCAGGGACUAUGCAUGUUGCAGUUGCAAAAGGUGCACAGUGUAAAUAAAUAAAUAAUGCAUCAAUGUCUCAGAGUCAAAGCACGUGUUCUUCUAACAGAACAUAUUAUAUGGGGGAGGUCAGGGGAAAACUCUGGCCUUGUGCCCAGAUUUCGGUGGGAAGUAAAGCACCUAAAUCCCUUUCAGGAUCUGGCCCAAAGUCUAUUAUUCUUCGGCAGCUUAUUUUAUUAUUAUUAAUGCUGCAAUUGUACUGCAUUGUUAUCUGGGCAGUUCACUGUUCUUGCAAUAGUGUCUGCCCUCUGAUUUUGUGUUAUUACCUUGUUUUUUAAGUCAAUGUGCAUCAACCUACGAUGGAGCCUUGCUCCCGCCAUGCAUCUUCCCUGUGGUGUGAUUAGUAGAGCUUUGCUGAGCCAAAUGCCGUUCUGGCGGUAUAGGCGCACAUCCUCUCGCGGCAGCAGCGGAGAUCAGCACCCGCUCCCCCAGUGCUCCCAGGCUGCGGCCUCUCGUUCCUGCCUCUCCACUGGAAACCAAAAUUUCUGCCCCCUCUCAGCUGCCUAGGUCACGUUUCCCAGCAUAAAGGGACCAGAUUUAGCCAAGAGUUACUAUGUUCUUUAAUUGAUCCAGCCCGUUUUGACUGGGAUGGGUGAAGGGACCAGCUGCAGGAGCUGCUGAGCUGGCAGACAGGACGGCGGGAGGCCCUUAGAGACGGCGAUGAGCUCUCGGGGAUGCACAAGCAGGGUUGUUCUGCCAGGAUAUGGCUCCUUCUGACUUGGUUUCUGCCAGGCUUGUCCCCCUAACAAACUUGCUUCCAGUGCAGACUUUAGCCUGGAUCUUUCUGUUGUUCUCAGGCUGGCAAUGAAAUACUGUUGAAUUUGAGGCUACACGGCCAAUUAUAACAGCAGAGUGACAGUAGAGCAGAUGGGACCUAAGGCAAGGCAUCUAGCCAAGUGCCAAGCAUGGUCAAAGAGGGCUUAUUACUGAGAAUUAAAGGUACUUGCUGUGUUCAGCAACAUAAUCUCCUGCUGCCGCUGGACAUCAACCCCAAAGCAGCCAUGGCCUGUGGUAUCCAGGCUGAGGAGUGGAUUCUGGUGACUUACUGCUGCCUGCAGGUAUCCCUGUGCCAGUGUUUAUGGGAGAGGACAGGCAACAACAAGGAAAGUCAAUUUUUACAUGACUUAAAAUACAGACCAGUAUUUUUGCACCUGUAUGUGUGUGCCUGUCCUAACUGACUCCCUCCUGUGAAUAGACUUUUGUCCUUGGUAGCAGAGGGUCCAAGGGAUCUGUUAUGCUGGCUGGUAAUAAAUUUCGCCCCAGUGUUUGUCAACACAGCAAAAGGAAGUUGUGAUUAAAGUGGCAUAUGCUAUACUCUGACUGAUCAUGUGUCUAGUAGCAUGAAAAUGGCAUGAGUUUAGCAUGUGCUAGGAAGCAGAAAACAAGACCUCUAGGUCUUCCUAGUAAUAAAUUCUGUAGUAAUAAAUUUAAAUUGCUACAUUGGUGAAGCCUGUAGUGUCACAACUUCAUAUUAUUAGCUGUGCUUGACAGAUUAUUAGGGGAAGGUCAUCCAAGUGCUACACAAUCACAUCCUCAUUUUAUGGGGUAGGCUAUACAGUGUUCUUGUAUCCGAGUUAGGAUGUUUGUGGUCUGGAUAGAUGGAAGGCUAGAUGGGUGAAAAACUGGAUGGUUGGGCUCAGGGAGUAGUGAUUAAUGGGUCAUGCUCUACCAGGAAGGAAGCUGGUAACAAAUAGGAUACUGUAGGUGUCUGUCAUGGGACCUGUCCUGUUUAACAUCUCUGUCAGUGACCUGAAGCAGGUCGCAAAGUGCACUUUUGUCAGAUGUGCAGAUGUUGACAAACUGGGAUGUUCUGUUGAUAUACUUGAGGGCAGGGCUGCCAUCCAGAAGGACCUGGAUGGGAUGGAGGAAUGAGCCAACAGGAACCUUAUGAAAUUCAGCAAGGACAAAUGCAUCUGGGAAGGAAGAGCCCUUUGCAGCAGUACAGGCUGGGGAGUGUCAGGCAGGGGACAGCUCAGCUGGAAAGGCCUGGGGGGGGGGCAGUGAGCUGAACACGAGCCUGUAGUGUACCCCUGCAGAACAGCCUCCUGGGCCGUAUUCACAGGAGCACAGGUAGUAGGGUGAGGAGAGAGCUUAUCCCCCUCUGCUCAAUCCUGGUGAGAUUGCAUCGGGGUAUGGUGUUUGCUAUUUCAACCUGAAUUUUCCCGUGCUUGUUGUUCUGAUAAGCAAUGAAAGGAAAUGUUGGAGCGAUGGGGCAAGGCUUCUGUUGCCAUAGCUUCAGUGGACAAAAUUCUAUGGAAAGUGGCUGACCUCACUACCAAGCACUACUAGUAGUGAAGGAGUGAUCACGGGACAAAGAUGUGGCACCCCACCAACAGUCUCAUCUGCUCUUCCCCACAUCCCGCUCAGAGCUCUGAUGGUGUAAACUCAAGUUUAACAUGUUUUUGCUGUAAAAACUCUUUUAAGACCUGUUGUCUUCAGUUCAAUCUUGUGGUUUGGAGUAAUUCAUAUUAGGCUUGUCUCAUCAUUCGAGGUGAAAUUUAAACGCACCGUGAACGAUUGUAUCGGCACGUCUGGAGAUGAUCAAAGAGAAGUACACUUCUGAAAGCUGUUUGGUUAGUUCUGUGGCUCAGUCCAUGAAAGCAAACAUGCACUGCCCUGUGCAAACACAGCACAAAAGAGUUGCAGAUUUCUGCAGACUUUGCUCUAUGGACUUUUACCCACACCUCCUGGGGAACCUCAAUUUUUGUUGGACCACAGGGAUAUAUGUGAUAGGGACUAGAAGAUAUGGAGGAUGAUAGUGGCUAUGGUCGCUUGCUAUCCUGGAAAUGGAACUGGGUAUGUUCGUCAUGUGGACAAUCCGAAUGGCGACGGGCGCUGCAUCACCUGUAUUUAUUACCUGAAUAAGAACUGGGACUCCAAGCUGCAUGGUGGAAUUCUUCGGAUAUUCCCAGAAGGAAAGUCCUAUGUAGCAGAUGUUGAGCCUAUAUUUGACAGACUACUUUUUUUUUGGUCAGACCGAAGGAACCCACAUGAAGUCCAGCCUUCUUAUGCAACCAGAUAUGCCAUGACUGUGUGGUAUUUUGAUGCUGAAGAAAGAGCCGAAGCCAAAAAAAAGUUCAGGAACUUGACUGAUGCAAGGAAGAGAGAAGCAGCUCUUCAUGAAGACUAAUCAACUGUUUCUGAACUCUUUAUGUGAAAUAAGAUCCCAAAGAUGACUUCCAUUUCCAGUGAACCAUGGCACAUUCUUGUUAAGCACAAGAAUGCACUGGUUGUGUCUGUCUAGCAUGUGCAUCUUACCUUGAUGGUACUUAAGGCAGCCUCCUGUCGUGUCUGCAUCUGGCAGAAGGAACCCUCAUUUUCUGUUUGCCUUCUGCUAGAAAAAGUAACCAGGGUUUUAACUUUUAAAAAAAAAAAAAAAAAAAGUGUAUCUCUAAGCCUAGUGGUGGUAGUGGCUCAGCCGACUGGCUUUUGAUCACUCUGGUAACCUAGAUAACGAUCAUUAGAACUAGUGGGAAAAACAUGAGUCUUAUUUGCACUUUAUGGGGGGGGGAGGAGCUAAAUAGGAAGGAGCUCUACAGGUUUAAAAUCUGUGGCAGACUGAUGGGCAAGGAGAGAUAUUGGAAAUGUGAAAAUAAACUGGGUUUUUUGUAGAGUCUCAUCUUCUGUUAUGCCCCAUGUGGGCCCAGUGGACUGUUCAUCACUUUGCUGCACAGAACAUUGGCUUAGCUCUCCUGUAGCAUAACUUUCCAAACAGACUUUUGUCCACAUAGUGAUUGCAUUUCCUGGAUUUUAUUCACUUUAAGUCAAGUCGUAACUGUGCAGUUGCACUACCCUUUCAGUCCCAAGACUGAGGGGGAAGUAGGUAUGCAUCUGUCCACAAUUUUGUAAAAACACUUCCUUUCUGUUCUGAGCUGGAUUGAUUGUCUCUUUUCUGUUUUCAGUUUAUUUGGUAAAGCAUUUGGUUUCUCCCAAAGGUUUGGUAAACUUGGAAAGCUGAUGGCACAAAAUGCAUUGGUCCUGAAGGCUGACAGUAUGUGGAGUAAAAUGUUAUUUUAAUAGCUUCUCCAUCUACUAUAUUUUGUAUGACAAAUGUGAAUCUGAGAGAAAGAGAUAUCUCUGGCAGCCUGACAAAUGUAUGAUAAACAAUGAUUGACUUAGACUUGAUUUCUGUGCUGCUUAUCCUAAGUUCACACACUCUGUAACUUUAUUAGCAUGUGUAUGUAAUUUGAAUGAAACAGUGAUUCCGUUUCAAUUGGUCUGUUACACCAGGUAACUACUACUGUUGUGUUUGAGCAAUGAGAUAUACCAAGGAUGAGAGUUAGUCAUAUGAUACGUUUUUGUGACACAAAUGGCAGUUAUGCAAGUGCACGUUUUUUCCUUUUUUUUUCUUUUAACUUAUUAGACUCGAUGAGUAACUUGUGAGUUAUCGCCAAUCUGCCUAAGCUUCUACAGCCAGCACUUACUAUGCAGUUCAGAAUAGCUCUUAAUGAGGCUGAGAGCUAGCAGUGGAUGUAUUUAUCACUCACACUAAUUAUUCUCAACCUAAUACUCCCAAUGUAUACGCAUGCCCAUGCACUUGUUUUUAUCCCGUGUUGUCAGCGUAUGCCAGACCCUACCAGCCAUUUCAGAUAUGCCCUUUCCAGCGUCCUGUAUUUUUCUCUGCCACCUGCCCACAGUGGCUGAGUUGAAUGGUCUGUCUAACCUGCUAGUCCCUGAAUCAGCUCAUCACACUGUGUGGGGCUGUCAUGCCAGUAAUGGGCCUGAGAGCCACCUCUGUUGCAUUUGAGCUAGGAGAUGAAAAGGUAAUGUGCAAUGGCAAACUUGAACAUCAGCAACGGAUGGGUAACAGCUAUAUAAGACAGAAAAGAAGCAACUUUCCUGACAUAAAAAAUACUAAGAGAAAUGGAGGACUCCUAAACUAAAGGAGGGACAAAACCCUCUUUUGUCCCUCUUAUUUUGAGGGACAAAACUGCUUUUUUUUCUCGAAUUCUGAAUGUAAAUACACUAGUACUCUGACUUCCUCCAGAGAUCCAGCUGCAGUCAUUUGGAUUAGACUUUAGCCUCACCACUGAGCACCUUAACAGGGGAAUAUGAGGGAAUAUGUGUGACAGAUUUAUUUUUAUGACUGAAGACUAGAAGACGACCAAUACUCUGCUAAAUCUCCUUUUAAGUUAGAAAGAAAAAAACAUUGUUCCACUAUGGAUAUAGUUAAGUAGCACAACAUAGACUUGAAGGAAAUGUAACGAUAACUUGAAAUUCUCAUUCUUCAAUGUUUGUGUGGGAGGAGAAAAAGGAGAAAAAAGUGUUUACCCAAGAGCAAGCAGUAACCCAGGAAAGGUAGUAGGUUGUGAAUUCUCUGAGAAGGGCAGCUGCGGCAUUGUUGUUUAAAAGGGGAAAAAAGAAUCCCAACCUGUUUUAUUGCUAUGCCAAGUUGGUAAUGACUUGUACAUUAUAAAGACUCCUACAAGAUUUUAAAAGGGGCAAAGACAGUUAAAGCAAAACGAAUCUUGCUUCGUCUUUAGAAAUUGUAAACUUAAUAGUGCACUAGAAAGACAUGUGUUAGUACAAAUCUCACUGGAGCCUCGAACAAUGGAAAAAAUGAUGGAGUGGGAGAGGAAAGGACUUAGAUAAAGUUUGGGAAAGAAAGGUACUUUGGUUACCACUGUUGCUGCCUUCUAGCAUGAGAAUUGGUCAGCAACGCAUUUGGUAUGUGGAGGGUGGAACAGUAUAGAUGCAUUUAUUGUAAAUAAAGUAUAUAUUUCCAUUUCUAGCCUAUAUCUUCCUGAUCUAGAUAGAGGACUGAAAGCAAUUACUCUGUGGCAGAGAGCAUUUUUUUCUUUAUUAACAUGUAUAAUUAAACAUCACAGAAUUUUGAAACCAGUUUCUCUGCCUCCAUUCUAGCCCUUUACCUCAUUUCCAAAUCAAUGGGAAGAUCUCUUUGGAGACAUGGUAGGUUGAUUGGGGGAGGGAGGAGUUGGGGGGGGUUGUUUGGACGUGUAGGAAUCAACAGUCUUGAUAUUUUCUACAUAGAUUUUUGCCUACCUGUCUUUGAAAUAUUGCAAACUGCUCCGCAAGCUGAAGUUAUCUCAAGAACUGUGUGGGCAGCAAAGUGCUUCAGUACAGGGGCAUUUCAAGGAAAUUCCUUCCAGCUUUGGGUUUUGUGUCUUCAUAGCGACUGUUUGAAACGAUGGCUAAACAGCAUUUGUCACCCAGUUGUGAAAGACUGCUUAUAUGUGCCUUCAUUCAUAUCUAUGAAGCUGUUACAUGCCAAACGUGCAAGUCAUGCAAGUUUGUCAUGGCCCUUUAAGAAACAAGGUUGCCUUUGCAAAUGCAGUUGCAUGUCAAAGUAGGGAGUAUUGGAAGAUAUACAGAGCCACCCAGCCCCAAUUUCCAAUAGGAGUGUUUGUUGUGUGGGGAGGAAUAAAGGCAGGAGGCAGUACUGAAAAUCAAGAGACUAUUUGUAUUCCUAAACCAAUAACCACAGACUUACUGGCCUUUUGAGUAAAGUAGUCUCUAAUAAAUAUUUUCUGUAACCUCCUUUUGAUUCUGUGAGGAAUGGCUUCUGCAAAGUAGUGUUCGAGAAGAUCUGGUCUGUUUUUUGUCCUUAUAUCUUUAAACAGUUUUAGUCCAUUCCUGUUAAGUUUUUAAAAUGUUGGAAUAUAUUAUACAUUUUUUGUUGUUGCAAAAUAGCUGGCUCUAACACCACUUGCAUCUAGAAGAAAAAGUAUCUAUUUGCAGGCAAAUAACUAAUUUUAUUUUGACUGUGAUGUACUCCCAGCAGCUAUCUGAGAGUGAGUUACAACUACAUCUUGUCAGGUUGUAUGCUGGUCAACAAUGCUGGCACUUUGCAUUGGAUUGUUAUGGAAACAUGUAAUAGUAUUUUACCAUCACGUUUGUGUUCUUGUUACUUC
Molecule: messenger RNA, 7113 nt
Organism: Struthio camelus australis
Lineage: Eukaryota; Metazoa; Chordata; Aves; Struthioniformes; Struthionidae
Source: RefSeq, a predicted model, not a curated record